This is a messenger RNA of Anisakis simplex (herring worm), 765 nucleotides long. Lineage: Eukaryota; Metazoa; Nematoda; Chromadorea; Rhabditida; Anisakidae. The record is from the annotation of a GenBank genome assembly.
CGAACCGAGGAGGUAGCAGAGAAACCAGCGCAGCAGACGGUGGGUAGACGAGGUUCGUUGCGAAGUGCCGGUGGAGUUAAGGAGGUGGAUUCGAGGAGGGAGGAGAGGGGGAACGCGGGGGGUAUGGUGAGGACGAGGGCGUCCGAUGGAAUGCCACCGUCAGCGCACCCGCGCGCGUCAGCAUCGGCCAUAUUGGAGUCGGACGAGGAGGAGAACGAGGACGAAGAGGAGAAUAAACCGCUGGGUGACAUCCGAAGUCGACCUAGACGCGAGGUACCAUCUUCUGGAGUGGAUGCGGUCACGACUCCAAGAAGCACGAGGUCGGAGAGUUCAAGACAUCCGAUGGGAUCAUCGAGACGUAGGUCGAGGAGGGAUGAACUGGAUGAGACGACGAUCGAGCAAAAGGCCUUUAUGACGUCGGUUUGGAGAAUGGUAUCGAGUCACCGACACGCAGCCAUAUUCGCUCAGCCCGUAUCGGAUAGUAUUGCGAGAGGGUAUUCGAAGGUGGUGAAGAAUCGAAUGGAUCUGCAAACGUUGAAGAAGCAGGUGGAUUCGGGCAGAAUAGCGGAUAUGCUGGAUUUUAAGAGGAGGUUGUUGUUGAUGUUUGCGAAUGCGGUGAUGUUUAAUAGUACGGGACAUGACGUGAAUAAUUAUGCGAAGGAGAUGGCUGAUGACUCGUUGAAUGCGUUGAGGACAAUGCAAAAAGAUAUUUUGAAUAUGAAAGAGGGCGCACAUGUGACGAGGCGUGCGGCAGCUGCUGAAGAG